This is a messenger RNA of Cottoperca gobio, 2374 nucleotides long. RefSeq names its product tsukushi small leucine rich proteoglycan homolog (Xenopus laevis) (gene tsku). Lineage: Eukaryota; Metazoa; Chordata; Actinopteri; Perciformes; Bovichtidae. The coding region runs from base 615 to 1661 and encodes 348 amino acids. The transcript is spliced from 3 exons. Gene Ontology annotation, cellular component: extracellular matrix. Gene Ontology annotation, molecular function: protein binding. The record is from RefSeq and is a predicted model, not a curated record.
AAACAAGGCACAGAGGUGAUCAGCUCAGUCUAAGUAGACUUUGAGCCAGAGUAAUCAGCCUGCACAAGUUGACCCACAAGUACUAUGCAGCUAUGUAACCUCAUCCUCUUACAUAAACCAAGAUAAAUAACCCCCAACCCCUGUUAGAUGCACCUGAUAACAGCCGUAACCUGAGACCCUCAGUACGUUUUCAAUGCAUACCCCAAAAAAGAGUCAGAAUUCAAAAGAAAUGUAAGUUUGAGGAUCAGAGAGCUUAAUUGUUUUACUUUUUCUUGCAAGAACACGUGUUUCUUUGAGAGGCAGGAUUUGCUCAUGAAAAAAUACUUACUAUUCCUUUCCUUUUGCUCCACAAUAAUGUCCUGUUCAUUGCAUUCAGGAACAUAUGCUGUAAAACUCUGCAUUGUACCUUUAACACACGCUUUGCUGUGUCAUGCCUUGGCCACUUGACUGUGACUGUUAAUUUUUACCCGUUACGCAACUCUUAACCUCUGUCCAAUCAGGGUUUUGUUUGUGUAUCUGUGUGUACACGUUGCUUAUGUUGAAGUGGGUGAGCUCUGUUCAGCUCUCAUUUACACAAAGAGGGACAACAAGGCAACACCUGGAAAAAGAGCAUAAUGGCACUCCUCCUGUGGCUUGGCCUGUCGCUGCUGGUCUCUGUCCACUCCAGCGACGUCAAGAACUGCCACCAUGGCUGCCGCUGUGAAGUGGAAAGCUUUGGUCUGUUCGACAGCUUCAGCCUGACCAGGGUGUACUGUCGAGGCUUGGGACCCGGCACCACCAUGCCCAUCCCCAUCCCACUGGACACCGCCCACCUAGACCUGUCGUCCAACGCCAUGGGCCCGCUCACUGACACCAUGCUGGCCGGUCCAGGCUACACCACCCUCGUUAGCUUGGACCUAAGCAACAACCUUCUAACAAAGGUAACAUCCAAUGUUUUGUCCAAGUUGCGUUACCUGGAGACUCUGGAUCUGAGCCACAACAACCUGCAGAGCCUCUCUCCGAGAUGCUUCUCCGGCCUCCCUCUGGCUGAAGUUGACCUCAGCCACAACAGCUUCCAAGAGUUCGACAUGGACGUGUUCGCCACUAAAGUUAAUGGCGAACCCGUCAGCGUGGAUCUGUCUCAUAACAAGCUUGUGUCGGUCUCCACGACUUCGCGUGGAAGAGAGUUGCACAUUCAAAGCUUAAAUCUGUCAGCAAACCGGCUGUUGAGCGUACCGAGGCUGGCGGGACUUCCACUGAGGUACCUCAAUCUGGACGAUAACCCCAUCACACAGAUCAAUGACGGAGCUUUUGCUCUGCUAAAAGAUCUGUCUUAUUUAUCCAUCAGUGGCCUCCAUGAGCUUCAGAAGAUUGAGCCGUACAGCUUCAAGGGCCUGCAGAGCCUGCAAGUUCUGGAUCUCUCAAACAACCCUGAGCUCAAGACUCUGAGCCCUGCGGUUUUCAGCGGACUAGACGCCCUACAAGAGCUGAUUUUGUCUGGCUCUGGUGUGGCGUCCUUGCCAAAUAACAUCCUGACCCACCUGCCCAGUAUUAAAAGUAUCACACUGGGACAAAACAUCAACUGCUGGAGGACCCAGAAGCAGGAACAGUUCCACCGGCAGCUGGGGCAGGUCCAACGCAGCGAUGUGCUCAACUGUAAUACGGAGGGCAUCGCGUUGUGAAACGGCGCCUGUGGAAAUGGACCCCUCCUUAAGGGGCCUCUAUACUCCAUCAGAAGUGCUUGUCGGAUGAUCAAAUAGCUCCCCCCACCCUCCUCCCCACGACGUCGGAUAUAACCGUAAACACACAUUUCCAGCAUGGUCGGACAACACGUCGUACUACCAAGUUCUGAUAGUGUACCCCUGCUGCCCGUACAAUCCUGAUUCUAGAGCUGUGCCUUAUCUGCUUUGAUAUGCAAAACACUUAGUUGUUACUUUCACUUAAUUACCUCUGUUCCCAGGUGAGCCUUUGGAAUAUGUUUUAAAGUAGCGUUCAUGAACUCUCGACAGAAGUAUCAUAAAUGCUGUACCUUUUUUAAAUGUGCAGCGUUGUACAUGGCACAGGUCGAUUUUCUUUCACAUCUUAACAUGUCGCCUAAACUGGUAGAGAUCCGUUCAUAAAUGCAAAACCUUUAGCAAUGUUCAUACUGUAUGUUAUGUGCUUCAUUGAAAGUGGGACCAUAUUAAGAGCUAUUUGCACUUAAACCAGUUGUGAUGUUUUUCUUAUAAUGCACUUACACGUGGCCUGAAUAUCAUCCAGUGUAACACAAAACCUUCCGUGCAUUGCUUAUAAUAUCCACACCGAAGAAUAUUUUACAACUGUUGACCACUAAGAUUUUUUUUAUUUGACUUUGAAUGUGAUGCUUUAUUGAAAUGAUUAAAGGGAUAGUUAGACA